UAUGUAUGGCUAGCAGUUAUUAGCUUACUCCCCACCAUCAGUGAGUAUAAGUACAUGUCAAUUCACAAUGAAACGGCGUCCGUGAAUAUUUAACAACAAACGACAGUCACACUUUGCUUUGAAGUUAUUGUGUGAGCGUUAAUGCAUAUGUGACGCACAGAGCGAACAACGUUUUAUCGGUUGGAGAAUAUGGUUGUGAAUCUGUGUUUGCCACAGUUUCAUACAACGGUCCAUUGCAACAAGCUGUGUGCAGAUGGCUAUGAUGUAACAAACCUUGUGACAGAUGACCCUGCCCUUCGGAGUCGAGGCUUCAAGCUCGAGUACUUUUUACGUCCACCUGUUCAGGUGACGUUGAAGUUUGGCUUCCAGGUAGAGCUGAGCAGGGUGGAUGUGGAGCUGUGGCCCUGGGGUAUGGACCGAGGUCAGACCAGCAAGAGACUGGAGAUCAGCACCUGCUCUGAUCCGUUACCUUCCCACAGUUUUGAACAAGGCUGCAAAGAAGGUCAGCAAAAGCAACAAAUGCAGAUGCGAGUAAAGGACCAGAAUGUACAGCAUGAAAAAAGAGGUCAAGACUUUGACCAUGAUCACCGCAGUAAUAGCCACCAUUGGAGUCUUCAGGCCCAGCAGUGGGGUCAAGAGUCUGAGCAUCAACAUAGGCAGUCGGUUAAAGAGUGGCCACGAACAAAUGCUGAAUCCAGCCAGCCUGAGCCAGAGUUUAGAUUGGUUGGCCGUUGUGAACUUAGAGAAGAAACACAAGUCUGUUUUUCACAUUCAAAGUGUAGACCCCGGCCCCCGUUCCUCUCCCCACCUCCCCCACAGCCUGUGAACUGUCAAGAACAGGAGCUAUGGAGUCGUGGUCAUCUUUCGUUGGGCGCAGUGACGCAGCUACGUGUAACUGUGCCAUUUGGCGGUGCGGCAUCUGCUAUGGGGUUCAAGGCUUUGUCUGUUUGGGGACAACCGUCUCGCUGCUGCUCUGCAGAGGAAGUAGAGAGGAUUCAAGUGGUGCAUGAGGCCAGUAAUAGACCACUUCCACAACCUAUGCUUUUUGACCCUUCUGCCAGACAAACCAAACCACCACUUCAAGCAGACACACCUCAAAGUCAUCCUGUGCCAGAAGAGUUCCUGGAUCCAUUAACCCAGGAGAUAAUGACACUGCCUAUGCUGCUGCCAGGUGGUGUAUCAGUGGACAACAGCACUCUAGAGGAGUACCAGAAGAGGGAAGCCACUUGGGGUAGACCCCCAAACGAUCCCUUCACUGGUGUCCCGUUCACUUCGACCUCCCAGCCUCUACCUAACCCCCAAUUGAAAACCCGUAUUGAUCAUUUCAUCCUGCAGAGUGGGGAGGUGAGGAGGGAAGGGAUGUUGGGAGGGCGAGGGGAUGGAGAGAAUCCACAAGCUUCAAGACUUGUAGCUUCUAGGGUUGACAGACCGUCCCAGAAAUCGCAAGUUCUCGGUCAAGACUCGAUAUACAACACUGCUGUUCAAAAUAAUGUUGUUUCUAAAAACUUGGAGAGCCCAAAACAAGUAAAAGACACUGAAUUAGGGGAGUCAUCAGAUGCUGGUAAUCGUAAGACUGACUCACAGCCUCUUUCUAAAGGUAAUAAAUCAGAGAUGGAUCAAAAGCAGAAACGGAAUCUAAGUACAAUUCCUAAUGAUGCCACAGAAGAGAAUCAACUACUACCUCAAAUAAAAAGACCAAGAAAUGAUGCAGUUUCGGCCCCCAGCUGCAGCUCCCAUGAGCAGCGUUUGUCAGCCAGCCUGGAUGAAGCCCUCUUCUCCGCACUUAAGGGUCGACCCUCCUUCACCUCAAACCUGCCCCAUCAAAGACGGGUUACUCCCGACUCAGAAACUCCGCUCACUACACAGCAGUGCCACAGAUCAGGCACUUCAAACAUCUUUACAAGUGAGAGGACAUGUUCGGCGUGCUCCUGUUCCGUCUCCGCUUACUCCAUGUCGACAUCGCCCAUCUAUCGCCUGACCUGCGCUCAUUUGCUCUGCCACGCCUGCCUGCAGAGGCAAACGCAUCCUCUGAACUCUGUCAGCACAGCAACAUCCAAUCACAUCUCGUGUCCCACCUGUCAAAGCUCUACCCCACGCAGUGACAUCAUGCGUGUGCACAAUUGAUGGAUGCCGCGGAAAGGUAAAGGUACACCGUCAAUCGUCAAAGGAUGGAUUUUUUUUGUUCAACCUUUUGAGUUGAGUUAUUGAGCACAUAUUUCUCACUGUUUUUAUGUUUUGUAUUGUUGCCGUCCAUGUGUGUUUUGGGCACUUGUGUUCUAACAAUGAACUGUACUUUAUUCUUAUGAGUUACAACAUCAGAUUACUCAGGCUGAACAGGCUUUUCAAGUCCACAGCUGGACUGAAAGCAAAGACCUUAACAAAAUUCUUGCUUAGAAAAGCAUGUUUAAAAAAAACAUUCUUGAGAAAGGUUCUUCGCCUACUCACCGUGUUCAAUUGAUAUUGUUCAUCUUGUUGGAGCCUUGGGUCUGCAGCCUGUAUUGUUGUCCUGGAUGUGUAGAUGGAUGAGAAUCCACAAAGAAAAGGCCAAGGAAAGAACGCACUGAGAGCAAGAGGCCAAAAAGAAUAAAUGUGGAAAUUUAGUCGACUCAAGGCUGCAUGAUCAUUGUGAGGAAACGGGCGGGGUAAUGGUUUGCUGAUCAGCUGAGGCCAUUCAUUUCUCUUCUUUCCUCCUGUAGGCAGACAUUGCAAUGAAAAGGACGCCCUGGAACUGACUGUGUGUUUAUUAAACUGUAUAUUCUACCAUGAAUUCCCACAAUUGCACGUGUCUGUCAUAUACAGCAUUUACUGUCCUCUCGGUGUCUUUGCUCACAGUUUGCACAAAAGGGUUAAACAAAGCAACGUCAUGAGUAUGGGGAGGGAGUAAGGUGUUUAUUGAGCUUUAUGGUCACAAGCAGCAUCAUUCAAAUGUUCUGUUUCCCUGACAACAUUAAGCUUAACCAAGGUCGUGAUCCUAUAUCCGCUCAACAAGAGGUGUUCUGCAUGUGAAAUAGGGACGUUCGCUUCACUGUUACAGCCACAAGUUGGAGACCAAUCACUUAAAUGGCACUAAAACUGGGGAAAAGUGAUUUUAACUACUGUGUCCCAUCUUGUAAUUUGAUAAAUGCUCCCUGUGGUUACAUGUAAAAGCUUAAUUUCCUCUCUAAUGCAUGUAGGAAAUGUAUAGUACAGUCCACUUUUUGUCUUUAUUAAACGAGUAAUUGUGAAUGCCUCAGUGCUAAUUAAAACAAGGCCUUCACACCUAGACCUGUGGCCCCUGAUGUUUUAAUUAUGCACUUGUUAAUGAGCAUCACAACAGCUUAAUGGGACAAAUACGAAUCUACGGAUGUUGCAGGACCGCGCAGAAUAAUAAACUGGAAAUAUGAUAUGUUUAUUUGAAAUGCUA
Molecule: messenger RNA, 3403 nt
Organism: Solea solea (common sole)
Lineage: Eukaryota; Metazoa; Chordata; Actinopteri; Pleuronectiformes; Soleidae
Gene: ubox5
Product: U-box domain containing 5
Exons: 7
Coding region: 190-2124 (644 amino acids)
Biological process (GO): protein polyubiquitination
Cellular component (GO): nucleus
Molecular function (GO): ubiquitin protein ligase binding; ubiquitin-ubiquitin ligase activity
Source: RefSeq, a predicted model, not a curated record